UUGGGGUUGUACACUCACCCAUUCGAACCUAGUCCUCCGGACUUUUCAGCACAGCAGGAGGACGAUGGCUUGUUUGAUGGUCCAGAGAGCGACCUCAACGAACUUGUGCCAGCUCUUCAUGUGACACAAUUUCAUUUGCUUACAGAGGCAGCAUACAUGAGACUGGAUCGAUGGACAGCUGACAGCCUGAGAGAUGGGCUAGUAGCAGAGAUCGAGGAGGAAAUUAUGCUCAGACUAGAUGGGUGGAGGCUGGCACAGAGCAGGAGGCUGAGUGGUGAUUUGAGAAGAGAUGCAGUGCAGGUGAUAGCACAGGAGUGGGCCGCAAAGAUUAUUUGUUGCCUGAAGAUAGAGGUGGAGGUGCAUGCGAUGGAAUCGAUAGAGGAUGCAUGGCAGGCAGGGAGGUUGCCGUGGCAAUGUAUGAAUGGAAAGACAAAAACUAGUACUUGA
Laetiporus sulphureus 93-53 is the source of this 447-nucleotide messenger RNA. RefSeq lists its product as uncharacterized. Lineage: Eukaryota; Fungi; Basidiomycota; Agaricomycetes; Polyporales; Laetiporaceae. The annotation marks the transcript as partial. The record is from RefSeq and is a predicted model, not a curated record. The transcript has a single exon.